This is a messenger RNA of Manis javanica (Malayan pangolin), 7940 nucleotides long. It is a transcript of the gene LRCH3, whose product is annotated as leucine rich repeats and calponin homology domain containing 3. The record is from RefSeq and is a predicted model, not a curated record. Gene Ontology annotation, molecular function: protein binding. Gene Ontology annotation, cellular component: cytoplasm. Lineage: Eukaryota; Metazoa; Chordata; Mammalia; Pholidota; Manidae.
GCAGCGCAUGCGCCGAGCCGGCAGGCCGGAGAAUUGUCGGCUUGGAAAUGGCGGCCGCGGGCUUGGUCGCUGUGGCCGCGGUUGCAGAGUACUCUGGCCCAGUUGCUGCGGGAAGUAACCUCUCCAGUGUUAACUGCGGCCCAAGCUCCGGGGCAGGCCCUGGUCCUGGCCCCGGCUCGUGGAGCCGCUCCCUCGAUCGAGCGCUGGAGGAGGCGGCGGUAACCGGGGUGCUGAGCCUGAGCGGCCGGAAACUGAGGGAGUUUCCCCGGGGAGCGGCCAACCACGACCUGACGGACACGACCCGGGCGGAUCUGUCUCGAAAUCGUCUCUCAGAAAUUCCCAUAGAAGCAUGUCACUUUGUUUCUCUUGAGAAUCUCAACUUGUACCAAAAUUGUAUUCGGUAUAUACCAGAGGCAGUUCUAAACCUGCAAGCUCUAACAUUCUUAAAUGUUAGUCGGAACCAACUAUCAACUUUGCCAGUACACUUGUGUAAUUUACCAUUGAAGGUCCUAAUUGCUAGUAAUAACAAAUUGGUUUCGCUUCCAGAAGAAAUUGGACUUCUCAGACAUUUAACAGAACUUGAUGUGAGCUGCAAUGAAAUUCAAACAAUACCUUCUCAAGUUGGUAACUUGGAGGCCUUGAGAGACCUUAACGUAAGAAGAAAUCACUUAGUACGUUUACCUGAAGAACUAGCAGAGUUGCCUUUGAUACGGUUAGACUUGUCCUGCAAUAAAAUUACAACAAUCCCAGUUUGUUACCGGAACCUCAGGCACCUGCAGAUGAUCAUCCUAGAUAACAAUCCACUGCAGUCUCCUCCUGCACAGAUAUGUAUAAAAGGCAAAAUCCACAUAUUUAAAUACUUGAACAUACAAGCUUGUAAGAUUACUCCAGAUCUGCCAGAUUUUGACAGGAGACCCUUGGGUUUUGGCUCAUGCCAUGAAGAACUGUACUCAGGUCGCCCUUAUGGAGCCCUUGAUUCAGGCUUCAAUAGUGUGGACAGUGGUGAUAAGAGAUGGUCAGGGAAUGAACCUACAGAUGAAUUUUCAGAUCUGCCUCUUCGAGUAGCAGAAAUUACUAAAGAACAAAGACUACGGAGAGAAAGCCAGUAUCAGGAGAAUCGCAGCAGCUUAGUUGUAACAAAUGGUGGAGUGGAGCAUGAUCUGGAUCAGAUCGACUACAUUGAUAGCUGUACUGCAGAGGAAGAAGAGGAUGAGGUGAGACAGCCCAAGGGCCUGCACUCAGACAGCCUCAGUUCACAGUUUGUGGCCUAUAUUGAACAACGGCGAAUCUCUCACGAGGGUUCACCAAUAAAGCCAGUACCCCUGAGGGAGUUUCAAAAAACAGAAGACAUGAGAAGAUACUCACAACAAAUCAGGGUUCCAGUUGAAUCAUCUUCUCUCUUGUCACUAUCACCAAGUCAUACUCAGUUGUCACAUACAGACUUAGAACUCCAUCGGAGAAGAGAACAAUUAGUAGAGCGUACUCGGAGAGAGGCACAGCUUGCUGCCUUACAGUAUGAGGAGGAGAAAAUAAGGACAAAGCAGAUUCAGAGAGAUGCUGUCCUGGACUUUGUCAAGUGUACCUUCCCAUCCAGAAGGUCUCAGCACACUGAUGAUAGUGCCUUGUUAGUGAAUAAUGACAGAUCUAAUGCCAUAUCAAGUUCACCUACAACAGAAACAGUCCAUCAUUCCCCUGCAUAUUCCUUUCCCACUGCUGGUCUCCUGAGAAACCAGCCCCAGCGCCCUGAGAGCUUCCUUUUCCGAGCAGCCAUCAGGGCAGAAACAAACAAAGGUCAUGCUUUACCUGUUCUUUCAUCUUCUGUAUCUACCACUGAUUCAGCAGAUCCCAUAACAAGACAGAAUUCAAGACAGAGAGAAGAAGAGCUGGAAUUAAUUGAUCAACUGCGGAAACAUAUUGAGUACCGGUUGAAAGUAUCUCUACCUUGUGAUCUUGGAGCAGCUUUAACCGAUGGUGUUGUUCUUUGCCACUUGGCCAAUCAUGUGCGGCCUCGGUCCGUCCCAAGCAUUCACGUCCCUUCACCAGCUGUACCUAAAUUAACAAUGGCAAAAUGCAGGCGAAAUGUGGAGAAUUUCCUAGAAGCUUGCAGAAAAAUUGGUGUACCUCAGGACAAUCUUUGUUCCCCUUCUGACAUCCUUCAGCUAAACCUCAGCGUUAAAAGAACUGUUGAAACACUCCUUUCUCUUGGGGCACAUUCAGAAGAAUCCAGUUUUGUCUCUCUAUCUAUCCAGCUUUUGGGUUUUGUGGCAUUUUACUGUACUUUAAUGUUAACUCUCUGUAUGCUUUAUUACUGGAGCUUCCCCCUCUAGCUGAAAGAUGGCAUUCCAGCAACUUUCCACCUCAUUUCUGUGCUUGGUAAAGGAGGUUUGUUUCUUGUUCAAAGUAUUUACAUACAUGUUUUUUUCCCCUGGCCAUCAAAGAGCUAAUCAGUAAAGUAGAUAAAUCCUUUACUCCUAUGUCCACACGAGCAGCCCGUCACUUUAGUAAGCAUUUGUGAUUGCUAACAGAGUAAAAGACCAUUUUUUUUCCCUGUUCAUUUUGUUUCUCAUAAAUGUUGAAGCAUUUCUUUCUACUAAUACAAUCCAGAGCCUUUUCUUGGGAUAUGGCUUAGAACUUUAUUUCCAAAUGACAUAAAAUUCCCUUCUGGCCAUUUUUCUGUGCUUCACCACAACUUACAUGUUGAAACUGUGAGUUGCAGAGCCUUUUCAACAGCUGCUCAAAAUGAAAAUUGUUUUACUCUUUCCAGGUUAGGGGACACCUGGUCACUUGGAUCUCUGCAUUCAGUUGUGUCCUGAAAUUCUAAAAUCUCCCUUUAUCGGAAGGUACAGGUACACCUAAGGAUUUGCUGUCUGAAUAUGUGGAAGGCACUGCUGUUUAAUCUUAAUAAUUUUAAUUUGACCAGAAUACACAGUCCAAAGAUCAUGCAGGUUCCCUAGAGUACUAUCCUGAGCCUAGUGUAUACACCCGUUUAUAUUUACUGUUUGUUACCUUUAAGUGAGUUCAUCUUUGGAAUCCUAUUUAGAAUUUAAGACUGGAAUUUAUUUAAUUUCUAAUAUAUUUGGACCAGUUUCAAAUAGGCCAACUUAUAUUUUAUAGGCAGUUAAGAUUGUAUCUGAACAGCAGCAGGUAAAGAAAGUAUUAGGCAGCAGUCUCUGUUCUGUACCCAAGGCAGUGAGUAUUGUCUCCUUCAGAAUGAUUAGUACAUUAGCUGCUAUCUUAAUGCUUGAAACUGCUUUAUAGUUGCAUUCAGAUCCUAAUUCUCAGUAUUUCUGAACUCUGUUAACAAAAUUGGACAACUAAACUCUGUAAGUAUGAAGGGAAAUUGCAAGGAACAUGUCAUCCUGUUGUAGAAGUCAGCCUGAAGGUCUGAUUGUUUUGGUUUUCUUUCAUAUUAAAUGGGACAAUUAUUUAACACGUAAGUUUACUGGUAAUGCUGAAACAUCAAGCACUGUGUUGAAAAUGUCAGGUUUAUACAGUAGCGGUGCCUCCUGGAGUUUGGGGGUUUCGGAUUUGUUUUGUCAUUAAGACGUCUCUGAGUCAGAGGUCAUUCAGUUUUGUCCCUUUUAAGAAAACACCUGAUAAAAAGCACAUGGUCUCCUCUGUAGUUUGAGGGGAAAAAAUUGUACCUUCUCUUCAGAACAGUGUUCUAGGCCAGCAGGAAGGUAAAUAUGCAUCUGGAAAGCAUGAGCCUCUGCAGGAAUGUCUAAGCCACAGGCUGCCCAGGUCAUAGGGCACAAGGAGAUUGAGGAAUUGCCCUUGGAGAGAAUAUGUCUCUCCCAAAAGCAAAGUACCGUGCAGGUUCAUUUCACACAGUCAAUCUGUACUUGCAGUUGUACUCUAAGUAUUUAUGUAUAGUUGCUAGUUUUGUAAGAUCAAAAGAUUGUUUUAUCAGAAGUAUUAAAGAAGUAACUAAGAACCACAAGUACCAAUAACUGCUCAAAAUAAAUACUCAUAUUUUUUAUUGCAACUGGUUUUAUGAAAUUCUCUUAUAAUAUAGUAAAUGCCAGUGAAAAGCUGAGAAAAGCCAGUUACCUUUUUUAAUAAAUAUAUAUAGUGUCUUCUACAGUAGAACAGAAUGCCACUUUCUGGCCUAUGUGAGAGCAAUCUCUUUUUGAACACUUAGUCUUAAAAGAAAAAUGAGCGAUAGGUGUUAAGCUUAAGCUAGGCCUUUUUCUGUUAUAAGCAAGGAGUAAUCAAACACAGUAAUGUGACAAACAACUUCUUAAGCAAACAUCUAAACAAUUUUCAAAUAUAUGGUAGUUAAGAUGUUCCUGGCUAAACUCACAUUUUAGUUCUCUAGCAUAAUUUAAUCCAUCAAAUACCAGGACACAAAAUACUUUAGUUUUUCAAAUACAGUAUAUAUAUUUUUUUCAAUCUGUAGUUUAGAUUUUUUACUAAUUCAAACUGGGUCUUCCAUGAAUUACUAAAGGUAGGGGAUAGUUUCUCAAAUACAUCUAAAUCUCAAGGAUACACUUCAGUUCUCUCCUGUGAUCCCCGCCUGGUAUGAGAACCCUGAUUUUCACAAUCAGGGUAUAACACGUGUAGUGGUGUCCCUGUCAGGCUGUUCAAGUGAUGGAAUGAAACCAUUUUGUGUUCCUGUGGUAUGUCAUUUCCAAAGUGCUUCCUCCUACAAUGUUGUAUUUUUCAGGCUUGAGCCCCCUGGGCACUGGGAUCUUCUCUUUCCGCCUGCCCUGUUCUGCUGGUCUGCAUCACUCAUUUAUUUACCACAGUUGAAGGAUGUUGCUUUCACUCCAUAGCACUUUUCCUUAUUCUCUGUUGUGUAUGUAAGUGUAUGUAAACUUGUCUGUUUCCCAAUUUUCCAAAUGAUAUGUAUGUACUUUUAGUUGUAUUAAUAAGGUGACGUGAGUGUCAGAUGCCAUCUCUGUGUGACUCCUACUACCUGAGAUCGGCUCCUCAGGUGUUGACUUUCCAUAGCUCAGCUGGUUAUCAUGAGAGAGAGGAGAGAUGCUCUUUUUUUUCAGUUCUGUGAUGUUCAUCCUAUAUUUCUCUUUUGUUUGUUUUUAUGUUACGUUGUCCCAUUUCAGGAGCAAUUAUGUUUGCCUCUCCACAUUUUAGAAGAGAAAGGCUUGAGCCAGGUGGCCGUGACGGUCCAGGCUCUCCUGGAACUUGCGCCACCCAAGCAACAGCAGCCCCAGUUUUCUGCUGUGUGAGGACUCGGGCACUGGGGCGCUGGCCUGGACGAACAGACAGGACGGCGUGAUUGCCGCUGCGGCCUUCUGCUUCCCUGAACUCUCGUAUGUUCUUAAAGGGACUGUUUCCAUGAUUCCUGACAGGAAUGUUUUGCUUCAUUUCUCCAUUUUAGGGGAGGUUAUAUCCAUUUCCACUGAUUGUUUAUGAAGACAUGGUUGGUUUUUGCAAAUGAAACUUAAUCCUGUCAUUACUGAGAACCCAGCACUGAAGCCUAAACUGGCUGUGCUUUCCUAGAGGGUAGGCUCUCUUUACUUACCAAGAUGACUGUCCUUGCAGAGGGAUAAUUAGCUCUCUUGAAGGCACAGAAAUGCUAUUAUUUAUACCUGUUUUCAAGACCUUGAGAGUCCACUGGCUUCUGAACUUAGUUCGUUAUAGUCUCCUGGAGCAUUUAUUAAAAAUACAGAUUCUAAUUCAGUGGAUCUACAUUGAGGCCUAGGUAUCUGCACUGUCAUCAAACAUUCCAGGUGUUUCAUGUAGUGGAGACCACCAUUCCAUGCUAGAUAUUGGUAUGAUUUGGGGGAGUAAUGACUCCACUGUGUUUUCCAACUACAUUUAAAAUCAGCAUCUGUAUUAUGACUACUUGGAUGGUCUGUCUAAGGCAAAAGAAAAAUAACAUAGAACGGGUUUUUGGACAAAAAACCUCUUUUGGAGAAAAUACAGAGUUGUGUGUGUUCUAGGCCUGCCCAGCUCCAGUCCACCCUGUUUAGAGGGUGCUUCUGUGUCAUCCCACACUCUGUACACAAGCACUCCCCACACAGCUUCCAAAUGCUUAGGCACACUCAGCCUCCGGCUUCACUGCGCCUUCCUGCUCUUCCCCCGUGCGGCUCCCAGCAUGCCUGGAGCAGCUAAUGGAAGAUUAUGAAGAGAAAGCAAAAGGGAUAGAGGAAAAGCCAAGGUUCUUCUAUUUCUUUCAGGAAACUGCCUGUUUCUGUGGCUCAGUUAAGGUGCUUGUGGCAUCUUACAAACAGCCAGCAAAGAAGUCUUUUCAUCUGUCUUGUCUAACUCCACCUCUAGGGCCUUAUUUGCUCUAAUUGUGGGUGGAGCAAAAAGGUCCAAGGACUGGAGCAUCACAAAGCCAGGAGCUUUUAUGCAAGGUUAGCCCCCUGGGUCUCUCUUCUUCCCAUGCUUUGGGCCCCCUUUAGUUGUCUGGGUAUCUUUGGUAUUCUCUGCCUUUGUGAACCAAGCACGUAGAGUUAAGUGAGAAGAUACUAGUUAUUCAGCGUUUUUCCUAUUGUUAACUUGUGGAUUUUCUUUGCCAAUGCAUGCAUUUGAGCAUAAUGUUCUUUCUCUGUCACGUUAAUGCAGCAUCUAAAAGGAACUUUGGAUAAAAUUAUGUUGAAUUAUUCUGGUCAGAGUGUCUUUUCCUGUUCUUACAAGGAAACAAGUUCAUCAGAACAUUUGUUCAAGUUUAAAAUCUUAUAACAUAAAACAUCUGGCCCAAAACCCAGUCCUUCAGGGUCCUCAGAACAAAAACAAAAUGUCUUCUAAGUGCUUAAGAGCCAGACCCCAUUAUAUUUACAGUGACAAACAGACCCACCAAUCAUAUGACUUGUUUAUAAUUUAGCUGUGUAUUUUUAAACUAUAGGUACCUUUCCUUUAGUCAAUAUUACAAUGCCCAGAUUAUGUAGAGACAUUCGAAAUGAAACCCAGCAAAGGACAAGACAGCUUGUCACUUAAGUCACUUCUGGGAAUAAUCCCAGAAGACAAAUGUAAUGCAACAUUUGAAACAUUUGUAUCUAAUUUCCCUGUUGGAAUAAUUUCAACCUAUUUCAAAUUUUACUCAUAACAUGAAACCAGAUUAAUGUAUUUUCAUUAAACUAAUUCAAAUUUAGAAUUGUUAGAAAAAAAUUUACAUCAUUAUGGCUGAUAUAAAGUAAAAUAUCAAAUAUAUUGAAGUUCUUUUCUAUGUCAAGGUGCAAAAACAAAUCAUGAUUUUUUGGAAAAUUUUUGUAUUCAGUGUUUUGCAAGUACCUUUUUUGUUUAACUGGGAACUUUAGCAUUUAGCCUUGCUUAAGACUCCUGUGUAAGAUGGAGAUGACUUUGUAGGAGUUCCACCUGACCUUGUGUGAGCCUCCUACAGUGACCUUCCCAGCACCCACUGUGUGGGAAGAGGCUGAGUGCCCACUCACCAGGGCCCCUGCCAACCACAGAGCUUUGAAGGCGGCAGGUUUCUGGGCUUUCAAACUCACAUGCCUAGUGCUCCAAACCAGUUCUCUGGAAACAACUCAUGAGAGGAACAGCCUUUGUAUUUCGCUAGAACAGAGUAGGGGGCUUCUUAGUAGAUCAUGUUAAUAGUUUUUAAAAAUACAGCUUUUAUAGCUUUUCAAGGAGUCUGUGAUUUCUCCUACUUGCUGCAGCUCAGCAGGAACUAAUGAUGUGUGACAUGCUGAUGAGUAUGAUGAAUUUUUGAAAACUAAGCGUUUAAAAGGUUGUAGAAAUGAAGGAAAACAUGGAUAUUUAGAAAACUUUUAUAUACAUAUUGCAGUGAGAUGGAGAUUUCAUUUUAUUUCUGAAAGUGUUGUAAACAUGUAAAGAUUUUGUAAAACAUUGUCCUAUAUUUGUAUGUCUGUAAAUACAAUGCAUAAGUUCUAAGUAUAAAUAUGUCAAUAUCAUGUGUUAUUUUAUAUUGUCUGUAUGCCACCUUACACACUGACAUUAAAAUAAAAACCAACACUUCAGUAGCAUGAAAUAAAGGCUGAUUUGAAAAUGUU